Molecule: messenger RNA, 2258 nt
Organism: Perca flavescens (yellow perch)
Lineage: Eukaryota; Metazoa; Chordata; Actinopteri; Perciformes; Percidae
Product: zinc finger protein 574
Exons: 8
Coding region: 432-2258 (608 amino acids)
Source: RefSeq, a predicted model, not a curated record
CACACCGGCGCCGAGGCUCGCUCGCUGAGCGUGACCGACACGUGCACCCAUCAGUGCACACCCCCGGACGCACACGCCACAGGUUCGAGUCCCUUCCCAGCAGCCACCUCUCUCUUCAGCCCCGAUGUCAGCACCAAGAUGGCGUCUGACCUCCUCAUCAGGCUGUCAGAGGCGACCCAGAAGGCCCAGGUGCAUCCUGGGAGGCAGGCGGAGGAGGAGGCGGAGCCUGAGGUUCGGGGGGGUCAGCAGGACGAGCCCGCCUGGCUCUCUCGCCAGACGGUCCCGGGGCGAGCCCCGAGCCCCCCUCCCUCUCACACACACCUGAUGGCCCCGUCGCCACGGACACGCUGGCUUCAGACCUGCUGAGGAAACUGGCAGAGCGGCAGGAAGUGAGCAGCCACGUGGUGAGGGUCAAAGAGGAAGAAGAGCCAAUGGAAGUCGACGCAUCGGUCGAGCUCGUCCGCGACCGACGAGUCCCUAAAGAGAUGUCCCCGAAGACGGCGAGCCGCUGUCUCUUCGCUAUUAAAACUGAAGAAGAGGGUCUCCGUGGCAACACGGCGGCAGAGCAGCCGCACCCUGGAGCCAAAAUGGCCGACCAGUGUCUCCACGGCAUUAAAAUAGAAGACAGAUUUUACACCGGAGGCUGCCAGCGGGGCUCUACGGGGCCAGACUCCGCUAACAACAAGGUUCAGUUCAGAGUGAAAACGGAGGAUCGUGGCGUCUCUGGAACCAACAUGGCGGACCAGCUUCUGUCUGGAGCCAAGAUGGACGACAAGCUUCUGUCUGGAGCCAAGAUGGACGACAAGCUUCUGUCUGGAGCCAAGAUGGACGACAAGCCUCUGUCUGGAGCCAAGAUGGACGACAAGCUUCUGUCUGGAGCCAAGAUGGACGACAAGCUUCUCUUUAAAGCAAAAAUUGCAGAGCGGCCUUUCUCUGCCACCAAGAUGAGCUCCAAGUUUCUCUUUGGAGCCAAGAUGGAGGACCAGUUCCCGUCAGGAGCCAAGAUGGAGGACUGGCUUCUUCCCGGAGCCAAGGUGGCGGACCGCGUUUUCUCAGGCGUGAAGACAGAGGAGCAGCUCUUCUUAGGAGCCAAGACGGAGGACCAGUUCACCUCCGGAGCCAAGAUGGCCGACCAGUGCCUCAGGGCCGUGCUGUGGCAGGACAUGUCAGUGAACCUGGCGUCCACGCUGCUGCACCAGCUCUCAGAGAGAGUCAGCAAAUCCAAAAGGACCGGUCCGUCCGUCAGCAGCAGUCCUGUUCUGAAGGUGAAUGUGGACCCACUCCGCUCCUCGCCUCUUUUGAGCGCCCAGGAACCUCCACAUGAAACCCAAACCAGCCUCAGCAGAGAUCAAACCACCGGUUGCUCUUACUUCUACAGGUGCCACGUGUGUGGCUUUGAGACCGACGGGCCGGCCCUCUUCCAGAGUCACAUGACCGAACACCGCCAAUGGGAGCACGGCUCCUUCUCGCUGCACUGCUGCGUGUGCGACCACUCGACCAAUCAGGAGACAGAGAUGAGGGCUCACGCCAACACGCACGUGCACGGGAACACGGGAGCCGACGGAGAGAUGAGAUGCCCCAUCACCCUACCUUCUGUCUCCUCCGCCUCCGGCAGCGCCACGUCAGUUGCCGCGGCAACCCAGCCGCCGCCCCCGCCGCCGCCGGAUCACACCGCCGCGUCCGAGCACCGCUGCCGCAUCUGCCAGAGGUCGUUUCCGGGGCAACAGGAGCUGCUGGCUCACUUCCAGGGCCACCGCCAGGGCAACCAGUACCGGUGCGAUCGCUGUGGUCACCUGACCCGGACAGCCAACAAGCUGGUGGAGCACGUGCGCGUGCACACGGGGGAGCGCCCGUUCACGUGCGCGCUGUGCCCGUACAGCGCCAAGCGGCGAGACAGCCUGCGCCUCCACUGCAAGGUCAAGCACCCCGGCCACGUGCACGCCCACCACCCCGCCCACGUGCACGCUCACGGAGACAAUCAGCGCUCGGAAAACCAGGUUCAGAGGCUUCACACGGUGGCCAACACACACUCUGCUGCUGCCUCCUCUUCUUCUUCCUCUUCUUCUUCCUCUCUGCCUCUGCUUCAUCCCUCGUUCUCUGACCGCGCCGGAUGGAGGGAUCUGUCUCCUCUCCUCCCCAUCACCACGCUGCUCUCUCUGAAGCCUCGCUCCCCUUCCUCUUUUUCAUCCUCCUCUCCCUCGUCUUGCUCCUCCGCCAAACACUCCUUUCUCGGUUACCUCGGGCUCACGACUCCUUGA